AUGGAGAAAGCGUUUAGUUUCAUAAAAGAUAACGGACUCUCCACCGAAGACGAUUAUCCCUACGAAGGAUUACAGGGUACCUGUGAUGAGGAUAAAUUGAAAAGACGUGCUGUGAACAUAAGUGGCUAUGAAAGAAUACCUGUCAAUAACGAGAAAAGCCUACAAGCCGCAGUUGCUCGCCAACCUGUCUCUGUUGCAAUCGAUGCUGGCAGUUAUGGUUUUCAACUCUAUUCUUCAGGUAUCUUCACUGGUUAUUGCGGAAAGAAUCUCAACCAUGGAGUCACCGCAGUGGGGUAUGGAGAAGAUAGUGGUAAAAAGUACUGGAUUGUGAAGAAUUCCUGGGGUCUUGACUGGGGUGAAUCUGGUUAUGUAAGAAUAACACGCAACUCGGCUGAUAAGGAAGGUACUUGCGGCAUUGCCAUGCAGGCUAGCUACCCUGUUCAGGCUUGAGCAGUAUGAUAAAUUAACCUUCUUCUAUAUAGUAACAAGGUAAAAUAUGCAACCAUGGAAUUCCAAAUAGUACAAAGAAAACAAGGAAAAUAAUUCAAACAUAAUGGGUAUUAACUGAGAUUAUGUAGUUUAUCAAAUAACAUGGGCAUAUCUUAUUAGCAUUUCAUCAUUAAUUCAUGUUACAAUUGUUAUUCUGAGAAAUGCUGAGUUUUCUAUACAGACGCAAAUAAAUGUUUAGUUUAGUUCACAGCGGUUUAGAGUUUGAAAAGAACGUGGUUAAGAAAGAAACAGGGAAACCAAACUAUAAGUUAUCAAUCAUAUUCCAAAAGGAGAAGACGAAUUUCGUUUCUGGGAAAGAGAAAUAACAUCACAAAGAGGAUUCUCGUUCGAUCCUAAACCCAUUCAUCA
Pyrus x bretschneideri (Chinese white pear) is the source of this 858-nucleotide messenger RNA. RefSeq names its product KDEL-tailed cysteine endopeptidase CEP2. The coding region runs from base 1 to 450 and encodes 149 amino acids. The record is from RefSeq and is a predicted model, not a curated record. Lineage: Eukaryota; Viridiplantae; Streptophyta; Magnoliopsida; Rosales; Rosaceae. Gene Ontology annotation, cellular component: lysosome. The transcript has a single exon. Gene Ontology annotation, molecular function: cysteine-type endopeptidase activity.